This is a messenger RNA of Emiliania huxleyi CCMP1516, 942 nucleotides long. RefSeq lists its product as hypothetical. NCBI's taxonomy places the organism in Eukaryota, Haptophyta, Isochrysidales, Noelaerhabdaceae. The record is from RefSeq and is a predicted model, not a curated record. The annotation marks the transcript as partial. The transcript has 2 exons.
CGGACGAGAAGAAGGCCGAGGCCGCAUCCGGCUCUCCCUGCGUCUGUCCGCGUUUGGCAUGUCCUGAUUCUUGCGUAGGCGACCAAGGCCGCGGCCGCGCCUCAGAAGGCGGCAAAGUUUGAGCUUCCCAACCCCUUUGGGAAGAAGUGAAGGUGUACUGACCCUAGCCCGCCCCAUGCACUCCGCUCCUCGCCUCACGUCUCACGAGACCGACUCCCAUCCCCCCACCCUCGCUCCGUCACUCUAGACACGCUCCACGUCGGCAUGCUGAAGAGCGCGGGCUUCUCGCAGUUCCAAAAUGUUCGAGACCGGAACGGAACCCGCCUGAGAACACAUGAGCUCCCGCGCCUCGGUCUACCAUACGGCUCUCCUGCACCGCUUUGCGACCGACGCGCGGCUGAUCCUGAUGAACGUCGGCAUCGGCUUUUCUUCCUCGUCAUCCUGCACGCCGCGUACAACCUCGCUGCCUUUCUGACCAGGCGCGAUAUCGGCGGCUACUGGCCAGAUAUCGAGGCAGCAACUCAGGACGGCGCUGCUGCGCGCACAACGUCCUCAGCGCCGUGCUCACCGCGGUUGCUUCGCGCAGAUGAACACGGCAAUCGACGUGCGCGAGGCGGUCGAGGUCGAUGCGUGCGACGCCUUCAUCAUGCCGUCGCGCUCGAUGAGCAUAGGCUCACGAUCAAGUGCGGUGCCAGCUCGGCUUCAUAUCGACGGCCGCACCCGUCAUGGAGCUGGACGUGGCGAUGCCGGCGCGGCAUGAGGUGGCGAGUGCCAUGUCCUACUGGAUGAAGUACCUCGCACAAACAAAGGGCAUCACAUACGCGAGCGUGCAGGCCGGCUACGAGAGCGAGCCAGCCUGCCCGCGCUGGGAGACGGCGUCGCAGAAACGUAGAAGUGGCGUCGAGAAGCUGACCAUCACGAGCAUGUCGGGGCCGCUUAUCG